AUGUCUGUGAAGAGAAAAACUUCAGGAUUUUCAUUCCUCAUUCUGACUGGUCUAGCCUUGUUGCUGAUAGAUCAGGCGGCUGGUAUGUUACUUUAGCCGAGGAUAAUAAUUUUUUUUUGAACACGGAUAGUACUUGAUACGCCAAAUAUCUACAUUCUUGGUGUAAACAAUGCGGUGAAUGAUUUUUUUUAGCCCACACAAUCACACGACCUGGACUCUUUUGUUCGAUAAGCAGAAUCUUAUGUACUUUACAGAAUGAGUACUAAAAAGUUUGAGCACAUCAAAUUAAAAGGAUUUAUGCAAUUAUUCGUAUAUCAGUUAAAUCAAAUUAAAGCGUAAAUCAAAUUUACUGUAAGAAUCGAAUAAUACGCUGGGUAAAUUAUUUUCAUCUACCCAUUUCUUCAUGCAAUGAUUCCCAUUUAUUUUUUAAUACAAUUGACAGGAAAGCGUCCUGACAAGAUACUAGAUUUCGAAGACGCGACUGAGAAAAGCUGCCUCGUCACAGUGCCGAAAAAACAGGGAAAGAUUUCUUUCUCGACAUCAGUGGCCAAACACGGGACAACUUCACUGAAAUGGAAAUCGAGUGCCAACGGAGAAUCUAAAUUAAGGUACGCGCUUCCAAAAUCCGCUCACAUCAACGGAAAGGAACUCAAAGGAGGAGGUGUUAAAAUGUGGAUCUACAAGGAUACUCCUUCUAGUGGAAGUAAGAUGGAAGUAAGGCUGGCAGAAAAAAAAAAGAAGAAAAUGGUUACGCGGGUAGGAUCUUUUGAAAUCAACCUGGGAUUUUCAGGCUGGAGAGGAAUAUGGAUGUCAUUCGAUGAAUGCAAACAAAAUAAAGACAGCCUCAAAAGUUCAUCAUCGAUCACAAGGAUGGACUUUGUUCUAAACCAUGAAGAUACCAUUUACAUAGAUUUACUUGGCUUUGUGGCAAAAAUGUCCAAACAAUCUCGCGAUAAGAUUGUUCCAACAAUCACGAAAUUUGGCUCAAAGUACGAUUCCAGUAACUUUUGGCAGCAGACUUAUCGCUGGAGUCAGCAGAAACCUUCUGCUCUUCCGACCUCUGUCGAUUCUUCGAAGACUACUCACCUUGCUCACAUUGAAAGUCGCUUACAUAACUGGUAUGCUGAUGAGACACAAACCACUUAUGAUUUCAUGGGAGAGAUGAAGAGACGUUGGAAUACCCUUCAGGAGAGCUUCAAUGAUGCCCAUAAAGAAUACGAUAGACUAACAUUUACAAGUAAGCCCGAUUCAAGUACUCCUGGCUCCACUAAAAUUGUGAUCACCGCUCCUCCAUUAUUUUGUCGUAACUGUAAAAUGGGGACGAGGACAUAUUCAGCAACUGAUCCAACCAGAAAGUUCAGCUUUCCUAUUAUGCGUAUUAUGUUGCCUCUAGCUCUCGAGUAUUACCUUAAGUCCCGUCCCAACGAAAUAACUAAGACAGUAAAUAAAGAGAAGUCCAAACUGUGUUCUGGAGAUGCUACCAAGGUGCAACGAUCCGUCCAAAAGAUUUGCGGAAAAUGGACAAAGAGACAGGAUGAGUUCCGAAACUAUCUCAGCACUUUAGCAUGUACCAAAAACAACGUCCGUAAAUCACUGCAGUUUAUUAACAAAGCACGCCUUCAGAGAAUCCUCAAUCUACUUGACUAUAUUGAAGAUCAAGGAUGGGCAGAUGGAAGUGGAAUAGGCUCCCUUGAUCAUGAAAUGAAUCGAGAUGGUGCUGGAUACAUGCACACUCUUUUUCUUCUGAAGAACUCUUUACACCAGGACCCAAGAAAUAAAACCAGAUUGGUGAAUAUGAUAAACACUUCCAAAUGGUACAAUGAUUUUGGAGAAGUUUAUCAAUCAAACUUCGAGUUCAAAGGAACGACGGCCGACAGAAUGAUCACAAUAUUGCUAUUUCGACUGAUGAUUGUCUUGGCGAUGCCUGCUACCACAGAUAUGGAAAAAAAGGAAAGGCAAAGGGAUAUGGAUGCUUUGAAAAAGUGGAUGGAUAAUGCCCUGAGUAUCAACAAAGCAUUCGGAGGAGUCAUCAAACCUGAUUAUACCGGUUUUCAUCACAAAGCGUUCUACGCAUCUGCCUACGUUCCACAAGCUUUGCACACAGCAGCACAAGUGCAAUAUCUGUUAGAAGGAACAAACUUUGCUUUAUCAGAUGCAUCUAAACGAAAUUUACUUGAGGCUCUCAAAACAAUGAGGCUUAUAUCCGUGAAGUACUCUACCCCAAGCAGUGUUGGAGGACGUUUCCCAGACUUUUCAAAGGAGGCUCUGAUAAAUAUCCUCCCGGCAUACGCGUACAUCAGUGUCUCCUAUUCAUCCCAGUCAUUGGCAUCGACUCCACCGAAAGGGAUAACUAUUCCAAAUACCAAAAACGCAGGCAUGUUUCUACGUUUGUAUGAAACAUCGGACAAAAAUGUGAAAAAGUAUAUGGAAGAUGGAAAGGUUUACAGGGGUAAAUCGUACAUGAACAGUCUUGGAUGCCUGAAAAUAAUGAAUGAGGUAAGUUAAUCAAGUUGAUUGGGCAAAGUGAACAGCUUGAUUUUCUGAUACAAAUACUCGCACAAAAAAGCGUGGUUAAAAAAUAGGAUGGUUUUUAGAUAAAAGUUGUUCAUCCUCUAUUUUGUCUAACAUUGGUGUAUCAAUAGAUUAUUGACAACAAUAAAAAAAAAGUAGUCAGAAAAAAAUUUUGGAGAACGAAUAUCGCAAUACUAUAGGAAAUCGAAGAAAAAUAAUGAUUAACAAUUGGAUAAUUUGAUUCGAGAUUUUCAAUUGCUUAGUCUCAAUGGUUAAUGAGCUGCUAAUAUAUGACUAAUCACACAGACUUAAUUCGUGAAACACCAUUACUGUCGAUCCACUGGGAUAAAGUUUACGGUUAAUUCAUGGGCAAUUUGAUUGGACGUUGUAUUUUUUUGUAUAUAAUUUAGGGCUAAUAAGGGCCAACAUAUAUCAAACUGUACUCUUGAAAAGAGUUUAAAAGGGGCCAGGAUAUCUAUUUGCAUUAAGCGAGAAUACAUAUUGAUUUAAUAAUAUAGUGAAAGUUACGAGUUAACUUACCGCCGUAUUCUUUAAGGUCCCACACUUGCGAAAGAUGAAUCUGUUACCUUUUCAUGUUGCAUCGUUAAUUCAAAAGAUCUCUCAAAUGAAGCUAUAGACAGAUAUUUUUUCCAUUACAGCUCAAGUCGAAAGCCUCAACCUAUGAGCACUCUCCUGAAGGUCACUGGUCCAAGAACUUUGCUGCUCUCUCAAUACAUCGUCGUAAGGACUGGGCCGUUACAGUCAAAGGUUUCAACAGGUUUGUCUGGGACUUUGAGGGCUCCACAAAGAAGAAAACACCAGAAAAUGCCUUUGGUACCUAUCAAAGCCAUGGUUCAAUGUUGAUAGCAAAUAGUGAAGAGGCGCUAAAAGCUCACGAUAUAGAUAACGGAUGGGACUGGACAAAGGUUCCUGGAGCAACGACGAUGACUUUGACACUAUCGCAAAUAAGGCUCAAAAAGGCACGAAAUUUUAGUCCACUUUCCUAUGCUGGCGGAGUUACCUAUAAAGGACCACAGCCUUUAUCCAGCGGAGUAUUUGGAAUGGACUUUCAUCAACCAGAAUAUCAAUUUUUUGAAGAGGAUCAUCCGCAUCCUAAAGUUAAGCUUCACUUUAAGAAAUCUGUCUUCUUUUUCCAAAAUGUUUUAGUUUGUCUUGGAAGCGACAUUAAAAUAGAUAAUGGCGGAACAGCAACUAAGGCGCGAACGACACUGUUUCAAGACAAACUAGUUAGAGGUGCAUCUAAAUUUUCCAUCAAAAUGGACGGCGUGACCAAAGACAGCUCAGAUCUAUUCGAAGCUGUAAACCCCCUUUCUAAAAACAAGAAAGAUGGCUAUACUACUUUAGUCGACACCAAAGGCAACAGUUAUUACAUUCCAAGAUCGAGUGCAUCUGAUCUCAAGGUACAUGUCCAGAUUCAAAGUUCGCAAACUGUAGCUGCUGUCUGCUCCAGCGGUAUUUAUGCAACAGCCUGGCUAGAGCACAAUUCCAAGAAUGCCAAGUACGAGUACGCUGUAUUUGUAAAAACAGACUCUUACAGAAGCACUGCCACCGCUAACUGGGAUCGCCUACACAUGAAUUCAAAUCGGAUGCUGUACUCGGUUCUGCAACAAGACGAUAAGGCACACGUGGUACAAUUUGGUAUAUCACCACAACGUAAUGCCAUCAUAACACCAUUGUACGGUUACGUAAUCUUUGAUGCCACGUCAAAACUCCCCAAGGGUGGUUUAAUCACAGAAGUGACCAAGCAAUGUCGCAUCAUGGUCGAGCAGAAUUCCCGAUUCGUCUUUUUAAGCAUCAGCUACCCUGACUUGAAUUUCAAUGUCGACGGGGAGCUGAAAACGUCAGGCGACGUCAAUAAGGAGGAACUCUAUGAGCUAGAAAGUCGGGAGGUGGAAAUUGAGGUCACCUUGUCAGUGGAUGUGAAAACAACCCUCCCUGGUUCAGCGGUUAUCGUGCAUGGAUCUCCUGCCGGGUAUCAACCGAGGGUUGAAGUAGAGCGUCUGGAUUCCUUCCCUACCCCAGGAAAAGGAAAGAUAAUUGUCUUUAAAAAUCUCAAGAAUGGAUUCAGCGUUGAAGUGAAAUUGGAGAAAUAA
Molecule: messenger RNA, 4625 nt
Organism: Pocillopora meandrina
Lineage: Eukaryota; Metazoa; Cnidaria; Anthozoa; Scleractinia; Pocilloporidae
Source: the annotation of a GenBank genome assembly